This is a messenger RNA of Exophiala viscosa, 2235 nucleotides long. RefSeq lists its product as uncharacterized. NCBI's taxonomy places the organism in Eukaryota, Fungi, Ascomycota, Eurotiomycetes, Chaetothyriales, Herpotrichiellaceae. The transcript is spliced from 2 exons. The record is from RefSeq and is a predicted model, not a curated record. Bases 1 to 2235 code for a protein of 744 amino acids.
AUGGCGGUCUCCGAUGUUGGAAAGGAGAGCUAUCCGCCGGAGAUUAUUGGCUACGCGGAACCCUGGAUCGUAGCCCCUGGCGAGCCGAUUGCUAUCAAGAUAUCUUGCACCGAACCAGAAUAUACAUAUCGAACUGUCCGGUUGAUCCAGGGCAUAACUCUCGAUCACGCGCCGGAGAAGCGCGAAGAAGAAAUCUCGCAAAUUCCUCGAGGUCGACAGAAUGGAAAGGUCCAAGUCGCUCACCCAGGCUCAUAUGGGUAUAUCAGCCACUGGAAACUGCCAGCCGCCCCGGCGGGCCUUCAAGUCUCGUUCUAUCUGCAACCGUGGCUCGUGGGUUGUUCACAUCCGCAGACGCUGGUUUCUUCUCUAGACACCGCGGAGGGCACUGGAUUCUCUAUCGUUUUGAACAGCCAAGGUUCGAUUGACGUAUGGAUCGGGAGCGACCACAAAGUCGAAGUUGUUUCCACUGGGCUCAGACCUCACAAGAAGACUUGGGCAAAGUUCAACCUUUCGAUUGUUGGUCGGUCAGUCCAGGUCUCCUUGAGUCCCAAGUCAUUCAAAGUAGAACCAAUUCCAACUUCCACGACACACGAGGCGCAGCUGCAGGGUGAGCCUCUGAUAUAUCGACCUGGACCACUUUUCAUCGCGGCAAGCCAAAAUGCAACAGAUGAUCCAAAGCAGCAGGCGACCAAUUUUUUUAAUGGUCGUAUCGCUGAUCUAACAUUGGAGACGUCGGAAGAAAAACCAUCUGUUCUUGCCAAAUAUGACUUUGCACUCCAUAUGUCAAGCGACAUCGUCGUUGAUACCUCCGGGCACAGCCAGAAUGGUGUGCUGAUCAAUGCGCCCACUCGCGCUGUCAAGAGUCACGAUUGGGACGGGUCGGAAUGUGACUGGACAAAGGCAAAAUAUGGCUAUGGCGCCAUUCAUUUUCAUGAUGAUGAUAUGGACGACGCUGGCUGGGACACAGAUUUCACUAUCACCAUUCCUUCUGACGCUCGCUCUGGCGCUUACGCGGUUGAGGUCGAAGCCACAAACGGCAAAGAUAAGGACUGGGUUACCUUCUUUGUACGACCUAACUCGUGGGCUCCAGGAAUUUCCAAGAAGGUCUGCCUUGUCUUCUCCACAUUCACCUAUCUUGCCUACGCCAACGAGCGCCUAUACGAUACCACUCGUCCGAAUACAGCCGACCUAGGGCCCGGUUUCGACAUAGACAAGACCGUCAAAAGCAGUGAAUUCUACAAGAUGCGACGCCGGCUGGACCUGGGCUUGUCCACCUACGACCGUCACAACGACGGCUCUGGAGUCACAUUCUCUUCGUCAAAACGUCCGAUAUUGAAUGUCCGCCCAGGCUAUAUCAUGUGGGCCUUCUCGCGCCCACGCGAGUUUUCCGCUGAUCUCAUGAUGCUCGGGUAUUUGGAACGCGAGGGCAUCCCAUACGAAAUCUUGACCGACCACGACUUACAUCUACGAGGCGUUGAUGCUCUCAAGGGCUUCAAUACCGUCAUGACAGGCUGUCAUCCUGAAUAUCCCAGUCCACAGGUCUUUGCUGCCUAUGGUGCAUUUGGUGCACAGGGCGGCAAUCUGAUGUACAUGGGUGGCAAUGGUUUCUACUGGGUCACUGCUAUGGAUCCUGCUCGUCCCCAUCGUUUGGAGCUGCGCCGAGGAGACGUGGGAGUCCGUCCCUACACUCUUCCAGGAGGUGAACAAGUCAACAGUCUCGACGGACAGCAGAGCGGUCUUUGGCGCUCCCGUGGUAUGAGUUGCAAUACACUAUGGGGCGUCGGCUUCUGCGCCCAAGGUACUGGUCUUGGUGUGCCAUACAAGCGCACUGAGGAGUCCAAAAGCCCGCAGUUGUCCUGGAUCUUCGAGGGCAUAGAAAGUGAUCUGAUUGGAGAGCAUGGCUUUGGCGGCGGUGCUUCGGGCGACGAGAUCGAUCGCUAUGAUGUGGAGAAUGGAAGUCCAGAAGACGCAGUAGUUUUGGCCACCAGCACUGGUCACAGCGAUGAAUUCGGCAUUGCCACCGAGGAUCUCACCUAUCCCGCGCUCAACACUCUUGGGACGCAGACAGACUUGAUUCGCAGCGAUCUAGUGUACUAUGUUGGGGCUGGGGGUGGCGCCGUAUUCAGUGUGGGGAGCAUCAAUUGGUACUGCUCAUUAGGCUGGGACGCCUACGAGAACAAUGUUGCUAGGUUGACGGGUAACAUCAUCAAGGGCUUUCUGGCAGGAAAGCGGUAG